AUGCCUUACAACUGUUCCCUGAUGUUUUCAUUGGUUCUUAUCUUACUUAUGGCUUCAGUAUAUGAAGCACGUGUUGUUAAGCAAGUUCAAUUGUCGCGAGAUAUGCCAACUUGGCGUUCAUCCGUGCGGGUCCGCCAGAUUCAGGGAAACUUCCCUCGACUUUCUUCAUUCCACGAAGGAGGAGCUAGACCUCAGCUGUUCGGAAAAUGGGCAAAGCGUCAACCGGAAGAAGAAGAACUAUUUGAAGAGCCUGUUUUAUAUCCCUAUUAA
This is a messenger RNA of Auanema sp. JU1783, 270 nucleotides long. Lineage: Eukaryota; Metazoa; Nematoda; Chromadorea; Rhabditida; Rhabditidae. The record is from the annotation of a GenBank genome assembly.